GAAAUAACUUCCGGGCGUGCGACGCCAGCGUUGUCACACCGCUCUCGAGUGCAGCCCGCCGCCGUGCGCAAGCGUGGAAUUACGAGCCGCCGAGUCCCGAAAGACUUGCUCAUUGAGCCCGCUUUGUAGAAAACCGCUGGCUCGCAUCGACGUGGCUUCCAAAGCCUCGAACGUCGGCCGCUUUGACGCGUUUAGGGCGGCCGUGACGCUUUAGCUCGGCGUUAGCCGGUCGUCACUUCCGGCCGGCAUUUCAAAUCCGCGGUCUAAAACAAAUCCGCGUUGCAAAGUAGACGCUGCCCCUCCGGGAUGGAACUCCAAGUUUGUUAGAUUCAAGGAGGCACGAUGCCGCUUUUUCACACUUUUAAAGACUUCCCCGCCGUCUUAAUAACAUCUCUGUGGGACAAAGUCCCCCAAGCGUCCAGAAUUGCAGAUAUAGUUUCACAGCGCAGAAGCACUGUCAACUCCACACAACGAGUGGGAUCGGAACCGAUGACGCUGGGAUCCCCGACCUCCCCCAAGCCCGCCCACGGCGCGCAGUUCCUGCCGGGCUUCCUGAUGGGCGACCUCCCGGCGCCCGCCACCCCGCAGCCCCGCCCCUUCGGCGUGACCUCGCCCCUUUCCGAGGGCGCCGUCCUCAAAGGAGGCGCCGGAGGAUCCGCCCCGCAGCCGGUGUCGUCUGCCCCGAAAGACAAGAGCGGCGCCCCGCCCGUACGCAGCAUCCACGACGGCCCGGUCGCAGCCGGAACGCCGCUCGGCAUCCGGACGCAGUCUUUUUCCAGCGUGCGCUCUCCGGUGUCGGGACGCCAGACGUCGGCUUCGGGCUUGCAGCAGCAGCUGUGCCUAUCCCCCGCACAGGUGGACCCCUUCUACAGCCAGGGAGAAGCCCUGUCCUCCGAAGACCAACUGGACCAGACCUGGGUCACCGUCUUUGGCUUCCCCCCAGCGUCCGCCUCUUACAUCCUGCUGCAGUUUGCCCAGUACGGAAACAUCCUCAAACACACCAUGGCGUCUCCCGGGAACUGGAUGCAUCUCCAAUAUCAAUCCCGACUCCAAGCUCGUAAAGCUUUGUCCAAAGACGGAAAAGUCUUCGGGGACGCCAUCAUGGUGGGCGUCAAACCCUGCAUCGAAAAAAGCGUGAUGGAGACCUCCGAUGCGAGCGCGUCCCCUCUGAUGAGCCCCGGCCUCCCUUGCACGCCGCGCUCGGCCAUCCGACCGCUCGGCGCCCCCUACAGGAACUCUGCCAGCGAAUACCAGGUGGUGGUAGACACACACACCCCUAGGAAGGACGACGGCUUCGUCUCCAAGGCCCUGGAGUACAUGUUUGGCUGGUGACGUCAGCACCUGCUGCCGAUUGGAUGAGGAGUGGGUUUUUUUUCUUCCUAGAAGCGAUUUUUAAAUUUGUGUCAAUAAAUGGUUUUUAAUGUGAAAUCUGGGAGCUGGUUUU
Molecule: messenger RNA, 1444 nt
Organism: Corythoichthys intestinalis (scribbled pipefish)
Lineage: Eukaryota; Metazoa; Chordata; Actinopteri; Syngnathiformes; Syngnathidae
Gene: nup35
Product: nucleoporin 35
Exons: 10
Coding region: 343-1332 (329 amino acids)
Biological process (GO): nuclear pore organization; NLS-bearing protein import into nucleus
Cellular component (GO): nuclear pore nuclear basket; nuclear membrane; nuclear pore central transport channel
Molecular function (GO): nucleic acid binding; phospholipid binding; structural constituent of nuclear pore
Source: RefSeq, a predicted model, not a curated record